This is a messenger RNA of Magallana angulata, 2394 nucleotides long. Its product is annotated as zinc finger MYM-type protein 1-like. The transcript has a single exon. NCBI's taxonomy places the organism in Eukaryota, Metazoa, Mollusca, Bivalvia, Ostreida, Ostreidae. The record is from RefSeq and is a predicted model, not a curated record. The coding region runs from base 1 to 2394 and encodes 797 amino acids. Gene Ontology annotation, molecular function: protein dimerization activity.
AUGGACAUUAAAUCCGAUCAGAGUGACAAAACAAGCACGCUGUACGAAGAAAAAUGCCAAGUCAUAGAAGAUAAGGAAUCUGCCGAAGAGAACAGCAACAAGGAAAGUGCACAAAAAAUUAUGGAAGGGGAAAUAGUACAAGAAGAAAAACAGAAUUUAGUUGACACAGAAAAUACAGAGUUUAUCGAUUCAUUGGCUGACGAAAGUUGCUCUGAAAAAACAGCACUCGCAGAUGACUGUGCAGACAUUUGCUGUACUGGUAACACUCCAUUUCAACCACGUGAUAAAGCCAUACUACAGCAAACAAAAUUCACAAUAAAGAGAAAGAAUAAAACCAUAACAAGAGCUGUUCAAGGGAAUUGGUUUGAUGAUUUUCCUUGGCUUACACUUUGCACAACUAGAAAAAAUGUCUUCUGCUUUUUCUCCAGAAAGGCUGUUAAGAGAAAAGUUUUGAUGCUGAGUAAAAAUGCGGAAUUGGCCUUUUCUAAAAAUGGCUUUUCAAACUGGAAAAAGGCCAUGAAUCGUUUCAGGGAACAUGAAAAUUCAUCAGCUCAUGAAGAGGCAGAAUUAAAUAUUAGGAGAUUGCAAAGUGGUGCCAUGGCUGUAAGUGAGCAGAUAGAGAAAAAGGAAAAGGAAGACCAGAAGAAAAGACGAUUGGCACUCUCCUGUCAGUUGUCUUCCUUGAAAUUUCUAUUGCGACAGGGACUUGCAGUCAGAGGACACAGUGAAUCUGAAGGUCACCUCACUCAGCUACUUAAAUUGCGAGCUGAAGAUAACCCAACAAUCUUGUCAUGGAUUGAAAAGGGGAGAUAUGUUUCUCCAGAAAUUGUGAAUGAACAAAUUUCUCUGAUUGGACUGGUAAUCUUGAGAUCUGUGCUUGAUGAUGUAAGACAGGCAAAAUGGUUUUCUAUUAUGGCAGACGAGACUAUGGAUGUUGCAUACAAAGAACAGUUAGUUGUAUGUGUCAGAUGGGUUGAUGACAGCUUCAAUAUUCAUGAAGAUAUGUUAGGUCUUUUUGAAAUUCAUUCACAAACAAGUGACUUUAUAGCUUUGGCAGUGAAAGAUGUUCUUAUUAGAAGUGGUUUGCCCUUAGAAUUAUGUCGGGGUCAGGCAUAUGAUGGUGCGCCAAAUAUGUCGGGACACUUAACAGGUGUAGCAAAACAAAUCCAGAACCAGUAUCCAUCUUCCAUUAGCGUCCACUGUUUUGCUCAUUGUAUUAAUCUUAGUGUUCAAGAUGUUACCAAAAAAUGUUCCGCAAUACGUGACUCAAUGAACUUGGUCACUGAAAUUGAAAAACUUAUUUGUCUAUCUCCAAAGAGAAAACAUCUCUUCAUGCAAAAGAAAUUGCAAGAAACAAAUCUUAGUUCACCAAACCUCAGACCAAUUUGUCCAACUCGAUGGACUGUUAGAACAUAUGCUAUAGAAUCUGUAAUUCAGAACUACAAAGUUCUACAGGACGUUUUAGAUGACAUACAUACUAAUACUAAUGAUGAAUACUCCAGACGAGCAGGUGGACAACUGGCUAUGAUGGAAAAGUUUUCAACUUAUUUAGGAUUGAAGCUAUCACACUUAAUAUUUGCUGCAUCUGAGCAGUUAUCCAUUUCAAUCCAGGGGAAAAAUACUUCAGCACAGGAUGCUAUCAGAGCUUCAAAAGCCACUGUAUCCUUCUUUGAGCGCCAGAGAAAUGACUCUGUGUUUUCUGACUUUUAUGAUGCAGUUUGUGCAGAGGCAAAAGACCUGACAGACGAACCAUCAUUUCCAAGAUAUAGGCGUGCCCCCAAAAGAUUAGAUGAUGGAUCCAAUCCCCAUAGCUAUGACAAUCCCAAGGAUUACUUUAAACAGCAGUUCUUUGAAGCAUUAGAACAAGCUGUAGGCACUCUUGAAAACAGAUUUGAACAAAAAAACAUGACCAUCGUCAAGGAAAUCGAAUCACUUUUGUUAAAUGCAGCAAAUGGAGAGUUGUUUUCUGUGUCUGAAGAAAUUGCCAUGCUUUACAAAGAUGAUAUUUCUUUUCCAAGGCUUGAACAGCAGCUCAAAAUGUUGCCUGAUAUUUUCAAAGUUGACAGUGAAAAUGAAAUCAAAAAAGUUACCUUGAUAGAUACAAUUUGUCAACACAUGAAGGAGCCUAUCACAAAGAAACUUCUGUCAGAAGUUACGAAGCUUGUACAAAUUUAUCUUACCAUUCCAGUCACAACUGCCACACCAGAAAGAUCUUUUUCGUCCUUAAGGAGGAUUAAAACCUACCUCCGAAGUACAAUGACGCAGGCAAGAUUGAAUCACUGUAUGACUUGCUUUGUUCACAAAGAGAGAACAGACCAAGUCAACAUCAAAGAAAUAGCAAAGUCAUUCAUCCAGAAGAUUCCAAGUCGGAAACUGUACUUUGGAAACUAUUAA